Molecule: messenger RNA, 1287 nt
Organism: Diaporthe batatas
Lineage: Eukaryota; Fungi; Ascomycota; Sordariomycetes; Diaporthales; Diaporthaceae
Exons: 6
Coding region: 1-1287 (428 amino acids)
Biological process (GO): DNA replication; nucleotide-excision repair, DNA gap filling; DNA strand elongation involved in DNA replication
Cellular component (GO): nucleus; delta DNA polymerase complex
Molecular function (GO): DNA-directed DNA polymerase activity
Source: RefSeq, a predicted model, not a curated record
AUGAACAAUCACAAGACUUAUCUCGCGGACCAAAUCCUCUCAGAGGGUAAGAUUGUCACGUAUCGGACUUUGAGCAGGGCAUUGAAAGUCCAUGUCAAUAUUGCCAAACAGAUGCUCUACGAGUUCCACACUUGGCAGAAUGGCAAACGCUCCGGAUCAGUCCACGCGACCUACAUGCUGUACGGCUUCACGAAGACCGGCCAAACAAACGGCCACUCUCAGCAGGACGGCGACGUGGCAAUGACGAGUUCUCAGCCCGAAGUCGACUCCACGGUUGAUGGCGGUCCCGUCAUCACAUUGUCUCUCGUUGCCGAGGAAAGCCUGAAGGAUGUACUUUCACAGUACGAAGGUGUGAAUUCCAUUCAUGUCUAUAGUCUGGGACCCCACCCUGUGAAGGAUCUUCAAUUGCUCGCCGAUGUGUCCAAACCCGUCCUUGACCCGUCCGCUGAGGAUUCUUCAGCCGACCGCCAACACUCACUUGGGCCUAUCCGCAAUCCAUACGUGUGGCGUAAAGAGCGGCAGGGGACAGUACCUAAACCCAGUGUGGCGGCCUCCAAAGCGCCUGACACCAAGCCAAAUGCCUCGAAGCAAGCACCAGCAGCACGAAUCAAGGCCAAGGAAGAAGCUGUGACCGAGCAAAAACCCGGCUCCAAGGAAUCCACCCCAGUGCCGUCCGGGUCGAAGAAACCACCUCCUGCCAUGAAGCGCGGAGCCUCCGGUGGCAUCAUGCAAUCCUUCGCCAAAGCCGCAUCCCAGCCCAAGAAAGCGAGCACUCCUCAGCCAACAGCAGCAAGUGCCGCAGACGACUCCCCCAUGCAGGAACUUUCUGAUGAUGGGGAGGACGAUACUGUGGUUGAGCCGAAGGUCGAAGACGACACGGCCCACAAGGCCAGGAAAGACCGACAGGAAGCGCUGAAGCGUAUGAUGGAGGAGGAGAGCGAAGAUGACGAGCCUGAUGAGGAAGACACGCCGAUGGAAGAGCCGGAGGAGAAGACCCCAGAGCCAGAGCCGGUAAAAGAAGAGAGGUCAGAGCCGGCCGAGCAUAUUUCCAGUUCCAGCAACGGGCGGCGCCGCGGAAAACGGCGUGUGAUGAAGAAGAAGACAGUCAUGGACGACCAGGGUUACUUGGUCACGGUUCAAGAAGCUGGCUGGGAGUCUUUCUCAGAGGAUGAGCCAGCGCCGGCAGCUGCGAAGAAGAAGACCGAGGUUGGCCCACAACCGGCCAAGCCCAAGAAAGCAGCUGCGAAGGGCCAGGGCAAUAUCAUGUCAUUCUUCAGCAAGAAAUAG